UGAUUGGGCCUUUCGAACUGUGCGGGCGGACGCACCGAAUGAAUCAGGGAGUGCUGAUGCUGAGAAGGGGUUUGCUGCGGUUGGCGCCGCCGUCACAGCGUGCCGGGGGAUGAAUGGGGGAGCCUGAGUCUGGGGGACCAUUGCCGAGCCCUUGUGAAAGGAAUACUUCACACUGCACGCAACAGAAACGUCACUGGCGGUUUUGCAGUGCGUGUAUCGAUACGGUAUCGGUAGAGGUCUUUAUCUUCAGAUGGCUUCAGAGACAGGAAAGUUUCUGCAUCACCAUGCAGCACCCAGUUCAGGUGUGGUUUGGAGAUGAUCCCCCUUUAAGUCCACGAAGUCCAUUGACACCAAGGCAUGGUCCAGGAUUAGCAGAUGUUUUGCUCUACGACCAGUGGAUAUCUGUCCGACAUGAGGCAACUCUGAUUCCUAUGCAGGAGGAUCUAUCAAUCUGGCUCUCUGGCUUAUUGGGGAUAGAACUUGCAGCAGAACAGUUGUUGGAAGAGCUUGAUAAUGGUGUAUUGCUGUGCAUGUUGAUUGAAGUCAUUCAAAACUCGGUUAAAAGAUGUUGUAACCCAAAUGAUUUAAGGGAUUUCCCUCUGAGAAAAGUCCCUUGUAAGAAAGAUGCGCCUUCAGGGUCCUUCUUUGCUAGAGAUAACACAGCCAAUUUUCUGAAUUGGUGCAGGUGCAUUGGAGUGGAUGAGACUUACCUCUUUGAAUCUGAAGGCUUAGUCCUACACAAGGAUCCAAGACAGGUUUACCUAUGUCUCCUGGAAAUUGGUCGCAUAGUAUCGAGGUAUGGAGUUGAACCGCCUGUAUUAGUAAAACUGGAGAAGGAAAUUGAAUUGGAAGAGACUUUGUUAAUGUCCUCUAAUGUUGUUACUCCUGCCAUCGCCCCCAAAUCAUGUUGUCAACAUGGAGCAUUGCAUGAAGCGGUUAAGCACAUUGCUGAAGAUCCUCCUUGCAGUUGCUCUCAUAGGUUUUCAAUAGAGUACUUAUCUGAAGGUCGCUAUAGAUUGGGAGACAAAAUACUUUUCAUCCGAAUGUUGCAUGGCAAGCAUGUGAUGGUACGUGUUGGUGGAGGCUGGGAUACUCUUCAAGGUUUUCUCCUCAAGUACGACCCUUGCCGAGUAUUGCAGUUUGCAACAUUAGAACAAAAAAUCUUGGCAUUUCAAAAAGGUACAUCCAAUGAGACUGUUCCUGAUCCAUCUGCUAAAGCGCCACAGCCUCCCCUCAUGAACCCCAUAUCGGCUAUUGAUACAUAUCAGAAACAAAAUUCAAAGCCCUCAACUCCUAUUUCGGCUCCAAAGACCUCUCGUGUAGCUAAUAGGAAGCAGGCAAUGGCUACGUUUUCCCCGUCAGCUGCACUCUCUUCCUCAAAGACAAGAAUGCCUACAUCUGCUUCGACAACCAAAUCAGUGUUGGGCCAUCCCAAGUCAAAAGACUUUUCAGCAAAUAAUAUUCAGCCAUCUUCCAAAUCUUCAACAGCUACUUCAAAAAAAUCAGCAUUUCCUGCUCAUAAAUCAGCAUCUGUUUCACAGCACGCACCAUCUGUAAACAAAGGUUCUUCAUCUGCUUUACCAAGAACUGCAAUAACUUCUUCAGAAUCACUUCAGAAACGUAUUUUGUCACCUGUCAAAGUUGCACAUUCCCAGAAUUCUCCAGUAAUGGCACACCCUGCCUUUUCUUGUUCAACAAAUAAGCUUUUUCAGCUACCUGGGUCAUCUAAAAGGGUGGCCUUGGAAAAAGAAUAUGGUUCUCUCAGAGCUGGGUCAAAUUUCAUAGCUAAAUCUAAGCCACCUCUUUCAAAAAAUUUAGCAAAAUCUACAAGGCCAGCUAGCCGAAACCUGAAUGUUCCUAAAUCAACUUGCUCUCAACAAUCUUGUGCAAAAGCUGCUCCCAAAACUACCCCUCAGACAUUAACAACACAGUUUUGCCCACCCACAGGCAGACCAGAAACUAGCCAGGUCAAACACUCCAAAACUGCUAGUAGCUCCAAACAGAUAGGUUCUACUUCCUCUCUUACAGCAGGUAAAUCAUCACAAUUGACAUCUGUAAUAGGACCAAGAGGUAAAAAUGCAUCUUCAUCUGUUAAUAAUCAGUCUUCUGCCAAGAACAUACAGGUCCAAAGUUGCAAGGCAAACACUCAGGUAGGGACCAGUGCAUCAAAACAGACUGACCGCACUCCACUGUCCGUUGUGCGUCUUCCCCAAAGUUCAACUGUAGUUGAAACCAGAAAAAAGACGAUGCAGGCCACCACAAAAAGUCAAUUGUUGGUCAAAGCCUCCCAGAAGAAUGAUAAAAGCAUUGUUCCAGCUACUAAGAAUCCUCCUUUAAAAGUAAAGGCUGCGACUGAUACUACUAAGGGAACACCUGGUGGGUUGAAGCAUCCCACACUGAAGACAAAACAAGAUGAUAAUUAUUUUGUUAUGACUGGAAAUAAGAAACUCAGGAAGUAAAAUAACCAGAAAUAUUAACUGGAGACUGUUACCUGCUUUCCCUGUAGCUGCUUCAUUUAAGAGAACACUAAAUAACAAUAUGUAACUGUAAUGAAAAGUGUCUUUUUAAAAAAAUGAUGCCAUUUGAUAAGCUCUGCUAGUCAACCCUUCUGAAGGGAACCAAGAAAAUUAUCCAAACUAUUAUGCCAUUGUCAUAGUAUAUCAAAUCCACACCUUACAUUAUCAUGCAUUACAUACAUAUUAGAUAUGUUUUGCACAUUCUUAUCUAUUGUGAUAAAGUCCUCGCAAGAUGUUGUUGCUUCCUCAGUUUUCCAUGGAAGAUAUUUCUAAAUGAGUCCCAUAGGGUACCAGCUGGUAUUUGCUGUGUUGGGGGAAACUUGAAAAUAGUGUGGUUUUGUUUUAGUAGGUACCAGCUGUUUGCUCCCUGGUGGUAUCAUUUUACCAGAAAUAUUCACCAUCUCCUGAUGACUUUAGUAAUUCAAAGUGGGUAUCUGGCCUUACUAUUGUUCUAUCUAAAUAUUGUUUUAAAUAAGAUAUGCAGCUCCCCCUCCCCCCAUUAUUAUUGACCAACUAGAAAUAAUCCAAGCUGGAUGAGUAACGUAUAUGGGGGUGGAAUAGGAAAUUGAAAAUUGCCAUUUAGGGUGCCUCGAAACAGAGAUGUUUAAUUGGCCUCCGCUUUUUUCUCUUUAAUGUGUAAGGUUUAUUAAGCUUUCAGUGCCACCAGAACACCAAGAUCACUUUGCAAAUCUUGGCCUUAAACAGCGCCACUUUAACUUUAGUGCCUUAGUAUUUGAUGUGUGCUCUCAGUUGUAUCACAGGAAAUUAUAAAUAUUUCAGUCCAGAUGUGUGUUCUGGUUUAUUAAUAUGGGCUAUGUUCAUCCAUGCUGAUAUCAGCUGGGCUUAAGUGAAUGAAACUCUGAGCAUAAAUGCACAGGAAUGAUUAAUUCUCAUUGGUGCUGGGUAAGCCUCCUUCAUUUCAGCCUUUUUGAAGUGAGUGGAGGUUAUGCAGCCACAGUAAUAUAAAAUAAACUAACCAACCCUUCGUAAGAGGAGAAUAUGCUGGAGAAGUCUCAAUAUGCUUGUCUCUGCAGAGUAAAGAGAACCACCUCCAAAUAAUAUGAUAUUUUUCAAGCACAACUGAAAUGCCUUCCAAAUACGCUGCCUGUGUGCAUUUUAUAUUUAUAUAUUGCAUUACUUCAAUGCUAGCUUUAAUGCAUUCUUGGUUACAUUAAUAUUUGCUCCCAGCACAACCUCUUGUAUGUACCUAACUUUUGGGGAGAAAGUAGCCAAGUCCAAGUUGUUUUGCAUAAGCUGUAAGUUCUGAAGCAAGAUGAAGAUGCUGUACUAAGUGCAUAAACUACUGCUUGUAUAUACUUGUUAAAGCAUAUUGUUUUUAGGCAAUAUCCUUUUAAAAACUUCUUUUGCUGUAACUCCUCCAUAAUAAACUUAUGUAGGAGCCAAGAAAAACACUGCCGAGUGUUAAAACUAUGGAAUUGCACUCUCUUUUGCAAAGUGUCCGCAUGUUUGUGUGCCUAAUAUCGGAUUGUCACUCAAUGCUGAACAUGUAUUGCAAGCAAAAGUGAAAUUUGUCCUCACUGAAAUUCUGUCAUCAAAAAUCAGAUUGGUGAGCUGGAGCUGAAAUGUUCACGUUGAAGAUGAUACAACCAUACAAUCUGAACUUACUCUAGUAGGUUAACUAGUUACGGUUAACUUACAACUGACUGUAUGAGUUAGAAGAAAGAUUGAGUUGUACAUUUUUAAUAUGCAUUUAAAUGUGUAUCACAGUGAAAGCAAUGUAGUGUGAAUAGAUUGCAUCCACAGUCAGGUGUACAUUCCAGUUCAUAGCAAUUUAUGCCUACAGUUACUGAUUAGCAGACGAUACUUGCACAGAAGCCUGCCUAUAUGCACAAAUCCCCUUAGGUUGACUGCUUUUAUAAGGCAUAGAUUUAGUUUAUAUAUGAGGCAAUGGUUGGGAUACAAAAUAACUGUUGUGCCUGAAAGUGUGGUGUACUUAUUUUAAAACUGUGCUGAAGAGGUUCCUAAUCUCAAGUUGUAACCUAAGCAUUUAUUCCUGAACUUGUUUGUUUCAUUAUUUAUUGAUUUUUUUCAAAAACCCUAGUGUUCAGCAUGUGAGAAGUAAAAAUUGUAUGGUAACACAAUGGAAUAUUAUUAGUUUGGAGUGUUUUGAGGCUUGAGAGUGCUUAGUCUACUGAAUUAUGUAUUUUGGCCUCUGUUUCUGAACUGAAGUAUACACAUGGACUCAGAAUUUUAACUGUGGGGAAAACCCUAUUUGUUGCUAUAAAGGUUUGAGCACCCUGUAAUACAAAAUGGGAUUGAAUACAAUAUGCUUUGCAGUUUGUUACAGUUACACAAGCAGCAUUUGACAGCUAUGGCCAUGAUCUACUGAAACAAUCUUGUGUAUACAAGUGGGGCCUAUUGAUUCUGGGGAGUGGUGUGGGGUUUGUGGUUAUGUGUGCUUAUGCCGCUAUGUCCAUAAGUGAAAAUUGGCUACAAAACCUAUGUGGGCUUGAAUGCAUACUGUAAAUUUCUACAUUCACUUCAGCUGAGGAAGUAGCUUUUUACAUGUUGUUUCUUCAUCACGUUUUCUCCUACGCUGCCUCCAAGGAGCUCAGGGUGGCUACAUGGUUCUCCCCCACUCCCAACAAGUCCCAGAGGCAUAUAUAUCUGAGGGCACAUGAUACACUUUUACACAAAGUAAAAAUAAUAAAUUAGGUAUAACUAAAGCAUAAACUAGGGUAUAACUGCAGACCCAGGGGCACCCAGUGAACUGGGUUCAAGAGUGGGAAAUUUGAACCUAGGUCUCUCUGGUCCAGCACUCCAACCACUGUACAACACUGUCUCAGUGUUGAUGCACAUGCAUUCUUUUUGUGAACCUUACAUGGGUAAUUGCUGCUGCUGCAAAAAAAAUGGAGACCUUCAUUUGAACAAUAGCACCCAUGUGUGCAUCUCAAGAAAUUGCUGGAUUUAGGCAGCAAUAUUUCAUUUACAUGGUUAUACAAAACAGACUUCUGUGGAUGAUACAGUUAAUGACUUUAAGAUUGAAUAAAUAUUAAUCACGGAAACUUGCUAAAGGUACAUUCAGACCUGGUUGUGACUGGUGAACCUCAAAGUGAGGGGGGUGCUUAAUGGUCUGCCUUCAGCUCUUCUCCAGGAUGCUCCCACCUGCUACACCCAAGAUGAAUUAUUGCAAAUUAUUUCAAGAUCACUUGAGUGAUAGUCUUUGGGCACCUCCAGGGGGGAGCAAUAAAAAGCUCUGGAACAGCACUUUUCCAUAUGAAAUUUUACUCUUACCACACACACCAGCAGGCUUCUGUAGUCUUCUUAGGCCAAGGCUGCACAACUUUGUGGCCCUCCUGAAGAAGUUGGGCUACCACUCCCAGCAUCCCCAAUUAUGGGAGAUGUAACAUAAAAACAGGAAUGAUGGGAGUUCUAGUCAAAAAACAUCUGGAGGCCAAAGUUGUAUAGCCCUGUCAGGCAGUUCUUCCAUAUUGACAGAGUGGAUUCCUACUGGGUCAGACUAUGGAAGCCUACUAGGUACACAUAUAGACAGAGAGAGCCUGUGUGUGUGUGUGUGUGUGAGUGUGAGUGUGAGAGAGAGAGACACAACCUGCAUUUGAAAAAGCUCUGUUCUGGUGCUUUUUAUUGCAGUCUAGAAGUGACCAUUGGUCUUGCAUCCUCUUCCUAAACAAAUGAAAGUACAUUGAAAUCAUCAUUUCGUUUAAUAUGUUUAGGGCUGGCUUGGUAGGCUAUGAUCCCAAGCCUAUUUUGACUUUUCUGUUAAAGUAAAUGGACCUAGUUUGCAAGUAUACGAUCAUAUUAAUACUAUACUAACUGUUUAUACUAAUAUUAAUACUAUACUAACAUUGAUAUGUAUACUAACAAAUUAAUGCCACAUCUAUAUAAGAUGACAAAACCAACCUCUACUAUUCAUCUGUAUCUUCUUCCUUCUGUACACAUGUGCCAGCUAAGUCAAGCAAUAAACUUCCAUUAUAUCACA
Messenger RNA from Hemicordylus capensis (graceful crag lizard), 6477 nucleotides. It is a transcript of the gene GAS2L3, whose product is annotated as growth arrest specific 2 like 3. Gene Ontology annotation, cellular component: actin filament. The transcript has 10 exons. The record is from RefSeq and is a predicted model, not a curated record. Gene Ontology annotation, biological process: actin crosslink formation. Lineage: Eukaryota; Metazoa; Chordata; Lepidosauria; Squamata; Cordylidae. Bases 114 to 2459 code for a protein of 781 amino acids. Gene Ontology annotation, molecular function: actin filament binding; cytoskeletal adaptor activity; microtubule binding.